GUCAACACCUGAGGGCAGCGGUCAUCAUUUAGAGAUUUGGAAACGAAAAAACAAAAGGUUCAUGAGGACGGAAACGGCACUUCUGGGGAAGCUCUUGAUGAAGGAAUGAUCUAGCAUGCGUGGGAGUUUCGGGUCAACUGUUUACUCGGGGACGUGUAAGAUGAAUAAUAAGCACGCAGAGACCAUGCCUUCUUGGCUCAGGGCUUCUCCACCGGGAAGAGAGUCUUUGUGGUUUCAAAGAGUAGGAGGAGGUUACCAUUCUUGGUCGCUGAGCGGCGGGUCUCGAUACGGGGGCAACUCAUGUGGCCCUGUUGUGGCCCGCCUAGGUCUGGUGUUUUGCGCUUUCGAGAGCUCGAGACUCGUCCAAGUAUACGCUUAUCAGAGCCUGUCACAAACAAUUCAAACAAAUUCACAAAAAAAAUAUCAUAAUUCCUUGUCAGACUCUCCACCAGUUGACAUGAUUCCAACAUCAACACCCUGUACAGCGGUGAGAGAAGAAGAGAAUCGAAUGCCGGCAUGGCGCCGUUGUACGCCGUUCAAACGCAUCGGUCUGUUCCGAUCAGAUCCCCGGUUUACGGUACUACGGUUUCUGGACGUAUGGCACUAUUCCCCGAGAUAUCUUUUCUACGGCAUCUACGUUGCCAAGACCAUGGAUGUUGGUUCACGCGUGGAGAUGAACAUUGGCAAGGGAGGGACUCUGUGUAAAUAGGUAGCUACAUUCACCGGAUUCCCAGUACUCCAUAGAGCAUAUCUACAGGCAGACAUGCUAGUUGU
Colletotrichum phormii is the source of this 774-nucleotide messenger RNA. RefSeq lists its product as uncharacterized. The coding region runs from base 116 to 709 and encodes 197 amino acids. NCBI's taxonomy places the organism in Eukaryota, Fungi, Ascomycota, Sordariomycetes, Glomerellales, Glomerellaceae. The transcript has a single exon. The record is from RefSeq and is a predicted model, not a curated record.